Molecule: messenger RNA, 1341 nt
Organism: Poecile atricapillus (Black-capped chickadee)
Lineage: Eukaryota; Metazoa; Chordata; Aves; Passeriformes; Paridae
Product: FYVE and coiled-coil domain-containing protein 1-like
Exons: 6
Coding region: 19-597 (192 amino acids)
Source: RefSeq, a predicted model, not a curated record
AACCAGUGGCUAGAAGAAAUGAGUUGGUCGAGGUUAGCCAGUUCCAUAAUACCGAUGGCUGUUGGCUAUGGGGCUCAGAAAGUCACAGCAAUGCUGAUCAACAAAUUCAGAGAGAGAAAGAAGGAGAAAACCAGAAAACUCCUGGAAUGUAAGAUAAAUGAAGCCUUCCAGGAGCUCAAGGGUAAAAUGAAAGCCUUGCAGGAAUAUCUCCAAAAAUUACAGGAGUGCAGACAGAAGGAGCAUCAGCUCCUCAGAGCAUACCUGGAGGAGAACCAAGGAAAGGAGGGGAACUUGGCAAGGGUCCUGUUAUCUAGAAUGGAGAAUGGAGUCCAGACACUCUCCCAAAGAAUUCAGACUCUGCAAAACGAUGUACAAGAAUGGCCAGAGACCACAAAGUAUGAGCUUGAACUUCUCAGAGCAGACCUGGAGAUGAACCAAGGAAAGAAAGAGGAGGAAAUUUCAAGGGCCCUGGUAUCCAGAAUGACUUGGAAAUUCCAGCAGCUCUUUCAAAGAAUUGGAAGUUUGGAAAAAGAUUUACAGAAAUUGCUGAAGUCAUCACAGCAUGAGUUUCAGCUUCUCAGAGCAGGGCAGAAGUAACAAGGCAUGGUUGUAGGAAGGUGCAUAAGAAGACGAGUGGUGCAAUACAAACACACAGACAACUUCUGCAUGGAUGAAAUAUUGAUCACUGAGCAAAAUGGGAGCCUGGAAUCAAUUCACGAGUUUUUGGAGAAAUCAUUAUAAUGUAUUGUCUCUAUCGCUUUAUUUCAUACUUCUGGUUGUGGUUGAAGAAAUAAUGGAGCUGGAAUGGAAAGGUCCUCAGAAAAGAGGACCUUUUCAAGAAGGUUGUAUGUUGCUUCCUACUUUUUCCGUCCAGCCUUCAUUGCAUUUUUCCUGAGCUUGACCUCCCACGCUGCCUGCAUUUCCAGGGCUCACUGUGUGGGGAAAUUCUCAUGCUGCUGGAAGAGGUAGAUAAUUUUUAGGGCAUUCACCUCCUGUGAUUUGGUUUCUAAUCCUCCUGUGUCAUGGCAGAUACAUCGACCGUGUGGUACCAACAAAAGAUGGAAACAGCAGCCAAAGGCCACCCAAAGCAGAGCAGCUGCAAGACCCAGCAAGUUCUACACCAAAUGUCAGGGAGGAGUCCUGGGAAUCUUGGACUUCGAAUAUUGUAGCAUUCCAUGUAUACAAAGAAUCUGGGAUGUACUGUAGUAUGGGAAUCAUUUCAUCUGGAGAAUGAAGUGUUCAGUUGCAGUUAUGAUUUUUAUGUUGCAUGUUUACUACAUUCACAUUACCCAUCUUCUUUUCUGCUUCUGUUUUUAAUAAAUCUAUAUCAAUACAAGUUUA